Messenger RNA from Leptonychotes weddellii (Weddell seal), 1753 nucleotides. It is a transcript of the gene CRP, whose product is annotated as C-reactive protein. Lineage: Eukaryota; Metazoa; Chordata; Mammalia; Carnivora; Phocidae. Gene Ontology annotation, molecular function: complement component C1q complex binding; low-density lipoprotein particle binding. Gene Ontology annotation, biological process: innate immune response. The record is from RefSeq and is a predicted model, not a curated record.
ACAGACCCAAGAUGGGGAUCUCAGCCGCUGAUCUUCUUUCCAGGACGAUAACCAGAUUCUGCACACAUUGACCACAGGGAGGAAACAUGGAUAAGUUGUUGCUGUGUUUCCUGGUCAUCGUUAACCUCAGUGGUGCUUUUUUCCAAGGAGACACGUACAGAAAGGCCUUUGUGUUCCCCAGAGAAUCAGAUACAUCCUUUGUGACCCUGUUUGCUCCGGUGCAGAAGCCGCUGAGUGCUUUCACCAUGUGCCUACAAGCCUACACCGCCUUGUCCCGCCCUUAUAGCCUCUUCUCUUAUGCCACCAGGGCUCAGCACAAUGAGAUCCUUCUCUUCAGGGAAAAGUUUGGCUUAUACAGCGUAUCCGUGGGUGGAUCUGACAUCUACUUCAAGGUUCCUGAGACCUUUUACACACCAAGGCACUUCUGUGUUACCUGGGAGUCCAGCACGGGGAUUACAGAGCUCUGGGUGGAUGGGAAACCCAUGGUGAGGAUGAGUCUGAAGAAGGGGUACUCUGUGGGGGCAGGGGCAAGCAUCAUCCUAGGGCAGGAGCAGGAUUCAUUCGGUGGGGGCUUUGAUACCAACCAGUCCUUGGUGGGAGACAUCGGAGACGUGAAUAUGUGGGACUACGUGUUGUCACCACAUGAUAUCAGCACCGUCCACGCUGGUGGGGUCUUCAGCCCUAACUUCCUGAACUGGCAGAACUUGAAUUAUUCAACACGAGGUGAAGUGUUCCUCAAGAACCAGCUGUGGUCCUGAGCCCCUUUUGUCUGUGCUGAAGUUGCCGUCUUGGCGGGCGGUGGGGGGGUCACACCUUACAUUGCCCUGUCCCUGGCUCUGAGGCGUCGCUUUCCUACACAUAUGGCUCUGGGGCGUUGGGGGACCGUAUCUCCCCCUGCCUUCUCUUCCCUGUUUCCCUCCGCACAAGGGACAGUGCAGGGAAGACGGGCUUUUCGUAGAAUUACCAGGCCACACCCAAGGCCAAUUAAAUCUGAUUUUUGGGAGUGGGACCCAAGCAUCACAGGGAUUCCAGUAUUUGGUCAAGGUAGAGAGCCAUGCAUUUUCAGUAUGUUUAGGAGCAACUGAGCCAACUUUUUUUUUUUUUUUUCUCCUGGAAGACUGCCUGUGUUUACCUGCAGCCCUGCUAACAUUUGCAUUUCCCUUUAAAGGGAAACCCACCCCUUUUGAUUGUGCUUUAAAGAAUUAUCUGCAUAAUCCAGGGGGAGAGUUUUUCCAGCAUUCUGACCCACCAUCCAUUAGGAUGUGGUCAUUAUAAGUUAGAAUGAUCUUUAAUUCUUUAAUCCUUUCAAUUUGAAGAUUUAAAAAUCUAAAAAGAAAUGUUUUGUUGUUGUUUCUGUUUCAUUUGUUCUAUUUUUUCUUCAGGACCACCAGUUCUCAUUGUGUGAUAUUUCCAUUACUUCUCCUCCUUGUUUACCAUCACGCAGAGCACUCUUACCUGUGUGCCUUGUCCUUAUAAUGUGAGCUUUCACUUUUUUAAGGCUUUCCUCCGCAUCACUGAUUCGUUUUUCUGUUUGGUAUACUGGGAUCCUUCCUAUUUCUAAUGCCACUGAAAAUCCCACAGCACGUUUUGAGCCUGUCUAGAAUUCCUUCUUGGAUUUAGUAUGUUCUUUCAACGCUCACGUUUCACCAAGUCCCUAUUUCCUUCAGUUUGCUUGAGAGCAUCAUGCUGCAUCAGAUUUUCUAAAUGUUCCUGUCAUUAAUCUUUUUGAAAUAAAUCUUUUGCAUGCCUGAAA